AUGCUGAUGGGUCGUCUCAAGUCCUUGAACAUGCUCAUCAAGCUCGAUGGGGCCAUAUUUUGGAAGCCUGUGCUGAACCUGCUGCGCGAAUUUGCGGAGUGUCGCAUAUGGGUCCGCGUUCGAAUCCGCGACCAGUACAAUCGCUUCAUCGCGGAACACAUGGAUCGCCAUCGCGGCACGGGCGCGGACGCGUACACCCCAGAACAGUUCAAGCACAUGAUGCGGGAGACCAGCAUGAAAUCCAUUUUAAGCAACUUCGCACUAGCCAACCGCGCAUACACGCAGGGCCUGCAUCGCGACCUGUGCAUCCGUACGAUGACCGUGCUCGGUCAUCACACUCUAGCCCGCGCGUGCACCAUCAGAAACCUCCAGCUGCCAGACAUGAUGAUGUGGAACCUCGGAGCUAGAUCAGAGACGGAUCCGGUAAAGGACGCGUUCAUGUUUGUCCGCGCGUGCCGAACAGGCAAGACAAACAAGGACUUCUCACUCAACUACAUCGCGGCUGUGUGGCACUUGGACUGGACGCUGUGCGCGGUCGGUGCUACCCUAAUGUGGCUGCAUUGGGUGUACGACGUGGUUCCCGUCGCGUACGAGGACAUAGCCCCACCUCUAGACUUCUCCGAACCCGCCAAGUGGUACGACAAGUACAUCUUCUUUCCCCUUUACGCUGGUAAUGAGAAGCCGAUACUACCCACGACCCACCACGACUGGGCGGCCAAGAUCCUGGGGGACGCGAGAAUCACAUGCUCGCGGGUCGUCCACGCGACCAGGGCGGGAGGCGCGCAGCACGCGUCCGCGGACGGAGGUCAGCAGAACGCGCAGAACCAGGUGACAGUCCUCACGGAGUACCUGACCCAUGCGCAAGCGGACAAUACCAGGCUGGGCGUACAGUUGGUCACGACUCAGAAGCGGGUCUCCGAGCUUGAGAAGCAGUUGGAAGAGCGCGACCAGCAGCUGAUCGUGAAGGUCGAGCGCGUAAAUGAUAUGGGAGGCACAGCUGUCGCGUCUCAGCGUCAACGGCCCGGAGCCGACCGCGACUCCAAGUGCUGGGAUCAACCCUUCGCCUUAGAUCCCCGUCGCAAAGUCAUUUAA
Molecule: messenger RNA, 1092 nt
Organism: Closterium sp. Yama58-4
Lineage: Eukaryota; Viridiplantae; Streptophyta; Zygnematophyceae; Desmidiales; Closteriaceae
Source: the annotation of a GenBank genome assembly